Messenger RNA from Paralichthys olivaceus (Japanese flounder), 1713 nucleotides. The record is from RefSeq and is a predicted model, not a curated record. Lineage: Eukaryota; Metazoa; Chordata; Actinopteri; Pleuronectiformes; Paralichthyidae.
AUAGAGGUCCUCGGCUGUGCGCGGUCACGUGACUCGUGUGUUUACAGACAUCCGGAGAAUCAUGGAGGACAGUGCUGGCAGUAAUCCUCAGUCUGUGGGGCUGACUGAGAAGUUCAAGUCGUGGCUCUCCUGGUCGUGGACCUACGUGUGCUUCAUCUGGCUCGGCAUGGUGCUCAUCAUGGUUUACGUCCUGUGGAGUCCGCUCAAACUGCAGGAGACUCUCACCUCAGCUUCAGUGUUUCUAAACACUCUCACCCCCAAGUUCUACGUGGCUCUCACUGGAACCUCCUCCCUCAUCUCUGGACUCAUCCUGAUAUUUGAGUGGUGGUAUUUUCGUAAAUACGGGACCUCGUUCAUUGAACAAGUGUCCGUGAGCCACCUGCGUCCUCUCCUGGGGGGGGUGGAGAGCAGCUCCACGACCGGUCUGUUCUCAUCAGUUAAUGGAGAAGCAGAGCCGAGGCCCAGUGUUUCUGAGUGUAAGGUUUGGAGGAACCCUCUGAAUCUGUUCAGAGGAGCAGAAUACAACAGGUACACCUGGGUAACAGGGAAGGAACCCUUAACCUACUAUGAUAUGAACCUGUCUGCUCAAGACCAUCAGACCUUCUUCACAGGAGACACUCAGCAGCUACGGCCGGAAGAUGCCGUAAUGCAGAAAGCCUGGAGAGAGAGAAAUCCUCAAGCCAGGAUCCGAGCAGCUUACCAGGCCAUAGAGAUGAACCACGAAUGUGCUGCUGCCUACGUGCUGCUAGCAGAGGAGGAAGCCACAACUAUCACAGAAGCCGAGCGCCUCUUUAAAAAAGCAUUAAGUAUUGCUGGAAAAGAUAUCAACUUACUGGUGUACAUUAAACGCAGACUGGCAAUGUGUGCACGUAAACUGGGGCGGAUUAAAGAAGCAGUGAAAAUGAUGAGAGAUUUAAUGAAGGAGUUCCCACUGUUGGGAAUGUUAAAUAUUCACGAAAACCUCUUGGAGGCGCUACUAGAGCUUCAGGCAUACGCUGAUGUCCAAGCAGUCCUCGCUAAAUAUGAUGACAUCAGCUUGCCAAAAUCAGCCACUAUAUGUUACACAUCUGCACUGUUGAAAGCACGGGCUGUGUCUGAUAAGUUCUCUCCAGAGGCAGCGUCCAGGCGGGGACUGAGCACAGCAGAGAUGAACGCUGUGGAGGCCAUACACAGAGCUGUUGAGUUCAAUCCACACGUGCCAAAGUACUUAUUAGAGAUGAAGAGUCUGAUCCUGCCUCCAGAGCACAUCUUGAAGAGAGGUGACAGCGAGGCAGUGGCAUACGCUUUCUUUCAUCUGCAGCACUGGAAGAGGGCAGAGGGAGCUUUAAACCUACUACACUGCACCUGGGAGGGCACCUUCCGGAUAAUUCCUUACCCGCUGGAGAAGGGUCACCUGUUUUACCCUUACCCAGGAUGCACAGAAACAGCAGAUAGGGAACUAUUGCCCUCUUUUCACGAGGUGUCUGUGUACCCAAAAAAAGAGCUUCCCUUCUUCAUCCUCUUCACAGCAGGCCUUUGCUCCUUCACUGCCAUACUGGCCAUGCUCACACAUCAGUUCCCUGAGCUCAUGGGUGUCUUUGCCAAAGCAGUAAGUCAUCAUCAGUUUAUCUGAGCUUUAGUCUCUUUUACUGUCCACCUUUUAAAGUUGUUUGUCACUUACAUUUUAUUUAGAGCAGUUUGCUGAUUAUUUAUCAAUAUGAGCCUGUUACAGAC